ACCUGCUUGAGCGGACUCGAUAUGUUUCUUCUGAUAAUGAUUCCUUCAUAGUUCUAAACCAAAACAAUUGAAAUUUGGUGCUGAGGUACAUUCGAUUUAUGAGAGAAUUUUUUGGUUGUGAAAUUGAUUACUGUUUUGGUAUAGAAUAUUUUGCAUGACUUAAGCUAUAAUCAGAAGAGCGUAAGUUGUUCUGCAAAUAAUGUUUACUCUGAAAAUUCUAUGGUGGCAGAUUAAUUGAUUGCAUAAACCCAAGACUUUUUGAAAUGGCAAGCAAAUCUCGUCCACGACCGAAAAGACAACCAAAUCAACUUGCUAAUAAAGAAAAGAAGAGAAAAAACAUUUAUUUUCUUCAUAUUGGAGAAGGCUAUGGGUUGUUAUGGGAUGGAAGUAGAAGACAUUGAACAAGUGCUUGGUCUUUUCGACAUUCCUGAUUUGGAUCUAGCAGAUAAUGUUGAUGAUGAUAGUGAUAUUGAUGAAAGUGCACUCGAAUCAGAACUAGAAGCAUUGUUGAGUGGAAAAGCUCCUGCCAGGCCUAACAGACCAAAGCCCAAAGUUGCACCAGUUGUUGACAUUGAAAAAUUAGCUGAAGCAUGUUUGAAAGAUGAUGAAGAUGAAGAGGAUGAUGGGAAUCUAUCUGGAGAUGAGGAUCUUUUGAGUGAAUUGCAAAAUAUCACUGCGGAUUCCCCUACUGAAAUAAAUGAACCUCCACAAAAUGAUGAAAGAAGUGAACCGCCUGAACCGCCAAAAAGAAGAUCUUCAAAUUCAUGUACAGAAUCAAACACUGGAAGCUCAGUGUUUAUGUUGCAAGAGAGAUUGGCCAUGUAUAAUGAAGCUGUGAACGCUGCCAAGUUGAUUGGAGAUUCUUCGAAAAUUAGGCGAUAUGGAAGAGCAGUAAAGACAUUGGAAGGUUUGAUAAAAUCCGCAAAGUCUGGUGCAGUUAUUAAUGAAGAGGAUAUUCCUCCUGUUGUUAAAAUACCAAAAAUUGAUACCGAAAGUACAGCAAAUUCUAACAUACCUGUGGCUGGUGUGAAUAAUUCUGGGCCAAAUGUCACUCCUGCUGCUGGUCUGAGUAAUUCUGCCUCCUCAAAUGGAACUCAACACAGUGCAAAAGCCAUUAGCAACAAUUCAGAAGAGCCUCAAUUGUUAUCUUCUGAAGCACUUCCUACAAAAUCACAGUUGAUUGCCAGACGUGAUCAGUAUAAAGUAGCAGCAGUACAAGCUAAAAGGAGUGGAAAUAAAGAUUUAGCUUUAAGCUACUUAAGAACUGUUAAAACAUUUGAUGCUGUUAUUGAAGCAAUGAAUAAUAAUUUACCGGUUGAUUUAUCAAACGUGCCUCCUCCACCUCCAGCAAUGGCAAUUAUGACUCCUAAAGUUAGUUCUGAAAGAGUGAUUCAUGAUGAAGUUCAAACUUCAUCAGACAUGGAAAAAGCUGCUUUGGCUGCUGCAAAUGAUGCUGAUGAGCCUGAAAUUUUUGCUGCACCUCCUCCACCUUCUUCAGUUCUUGAAGCUCUUCAACAACGACUGGAAAAGUACACAGCUACUAAGCAAGCUGCAGAAGCAGAAAACAAUAGUGGGAAAGUGAGACGUCUGCAAAGAAUAAUUAAACAAUAUGAAACUGCUAUCAAAGAUUACAAAGCUGGAAAAAAUAUAGAUUUCGAAGAGCUUCCAACUCCACCUGGAUUUGCUCCUAUUCCUGUUCCUAGUACAAAACCGUCUGUGAUAAAACCUGUUGGGGAAAGUGCAGGAAAAUCUCCUAAAGAACAGAAUAAAACUAGCAACAAUCUUAAUAAAAGUCCUAACCAGUCUAAUGUGAAUACAAAUAAUCCUGCUGUGAAAAAACCUAAAGUUCAAAGAACAAAUACAUCAACUGUUGGAGAUAAACAACUGGACUAUUUAUUAGAAAGACAAAAGCUAUUUCGUCAGGCAGCUUUAACAGCUAAACAGAAUGGAGAUAUUCAGCAGGCUAAAGAAUAUUUACGCAUGGCGAAGGGAUUUGACUCCAUGAUAGAGGCCACUAAAUGUGGAUUGCCAAUUGAUGCUACUACAAUCCCAACACCACCUCAAUUGGAGUCAUCAGACUUUGUCAUUGUUGAUGUUUCGGAAUGCACACCAAAUGAGAACUGUAGUCAAGAAGAACUGCAUGAGAAUUUAGAAAAGGAUUUACGCCACCAAAUUGAAAUGUGCACUAGAAAUAAAGAACAUUUCCUUCGUCUUGGAGAUGUAUCCUCUGCCUCAAAGUUUGAGAAGCUAUGUUUGGAAUCUAAGAAAGAUCUCUCAGUAAUUCAACACUUGAAAAAGAAAGGAGAACCAGUUCCUAGAUUUCACUAUGAAACACGUUUGUUUUCUAUGGUUCAAUGCCAUGCAGAUUUAGGAGAUAAUGACUUAGAAGUUACUGUUGAAAGAGGUAUUAAUUUACCAGGCAAACCAGAUGAUUUGGAUUCAUAUGUAAGACUGGAAUUUCCAAUUCCACAAGAAUCACCUCAACGAGCAAAGACGCAUACCGUCCGAGAUACAAACAAUCCAAUUUUUCAAGAAGAAUUUAAAUUUGAGUUCAAUAGAAAGUCUCGUUCACAACUUCGCCAAUUUAAAAGACAAGCUUUGAAGCUUGAAGUCUGGUCUAAAGGUGGAUUUUUAAGAAGUGAUACUCUUUUGGGUACUGUCAGUGUCAAGCUAGCUGAUUUAGAAUCGAAAUGCACUGUUCAUGAUAGUUUUAAUCUUAUGGAUGGUCGCAAGUCUGUUGGUGGUAAACUGGAGGUUAAAUUACGUGUGAGAGAUCCAUUACUGGUAAAGCAAGUUGAAGAAGUUCGUGAAAAAUGGUUAGUAAUUGGAAGCUGACCUUCCUGGACUAAGACAUUGUAGAUAAAUUAUUUGAGAAGUAUAGCUUUAAAGGGCCUUAAAAAGAAUUUCUAAGAUAUUUUAUUUUGCCAAGUAUUAAUUGUAUAGACAAAUUUUUUUAAAUCAAAUGUAUAAUUUAAUUAUGGAAAUAUAGAUUUUGCUUGCUUUCAGUGAAUUAAAAAUAUCCAAAAGACUGGAUAAUGUGCUCUUGUAUCAUACAUCUUGAUUUUUAAAAUAAAAUAAUGCAUUGA
Messenger RNA from Argiope bruennichi, 3086 nucleotides. It is a transcript of the gene l(2)gd1, whose product is annotated as coiled-coil and C2 domain-containing protein 1-like. Gene Ontology annotation, cellular component: nucleus. Gene Ontology annotation, biological process: regulation of transcription by RNA polymerase II. Bases 367 to 2835 code for a protein of 822 amino acids. NCBI's taxonomy places the organism in Eukaryota, Metazoa, Arthropoda, Arachnida, Araneae, Araneidae. Gene Ontology annotation, molecular function: DNA-binding transcription repressor activity, RNA polymerase II-specific; RNA polymerase II cis-regulatory region sequence-specific DNA binding. The record is from RefSeq and is a predicted model, not a curated record. The transcript is spliced from 24 exons.